Molecule: messenger RNA, 1251 nt
Organism: Aspergillus calidoustus
Lineage: Eukaryota; Fungi; Ascomycota; Eurotiomycetes; Eurotiales; Aspergillaceae
Source: the annotation of a GenBank genome assembly
AUGAACUCACUGAAUAUCCUUUCGUCUCGAGUCAUUGGCCAGUCUUCGAAUCCGAAGCGUAAUCGCCAGCGAUCUCGUUCUCAAGGGGACAUUGCCCCCGUGAUUGCCCCGGGCGAUCUUGCGAAGUUCCGGUCCUACAGCGAAAGCAACUUCCACGCAACCGAUGCCAACGAAAAGCCCAAUGGGGACCUGUCCCAUGCGCAUGAUGUCGACCACGAUGAGCACACGUUGAACGAAAAGACACCAUUAAUACGAGGACUUCAAAAGGAUCAAUCACUUGCUACAAGGAGCUCAUUGGGCUUAAUUGCGCGGCGGCUGCUUGAGGCGGUUACCGAGACAAUCAAGUUCAUCUUGGAGACAUUGGCCGCGCCCGGCGUUUAUGUAGCUCAAUGCUUUCGAGAUGAGACGGGGACCUACUCGGCUAUUACGCCGGUACGGAAGCUUAAACGCUCUAUAUCCGGCUCUUCAGCAGACAAUCCCGAUACGCCGAGCAAGACUUCUACUCCUACCGAAAGUAAACGCCGGCCCAGCUCUACGAGAAAAUUGAGGAAUCACUCGUCGCGGGAAUCCAUUGCCUCGAGUACUUCCGAGUCGGAAGGGGAUCGUCGGGCGAUGAAGGGACUUACGAGCAGUCGACCGCGCGCCUCGAAGAAGACGCCGAACCAAGACUCCUUGGAUGGAGCUACUCCGCGAAGGUCAAUCCGAAUCAAGUUAAACAAUGAGGAAGCUCUCCAGAGACAAAGACAACGUCGAGCGCGGAGUGCCGACCUUGAUCAUUCGUCACGGAGCGGAUCUCAAGACACCGUCGACCCAGAAAGUCUAAAGUCCCCACCGUCUUCGUCUGUACACAGGGUCACGCGAUACCCUCACUCUCCAGUACCCCCUCGGCCACUAAUCCCUUCUCGUUUACCGUCGUACACAGCUACCGGGCGAAAUGCCGCCAGGCUUCCGCAGAAAACGCUCGUCUUAGACCUGGACGAGACUUUGAUUCAUUCUCUCGCCAAAGGCGGCCGCAUGUCCAGCGGCCACAUGGUUGAAGUGAAGCUAGCAACGCCGAUGACAACUGCGCUAGCCCCAGGCGCACCCCCUACGACCGUCGGACCUCAGCAUCCUAUUUUAUAUUACGUACACAAACGACCUCACUGUGACGAUUUCCUCCGCAAGGUCUGCAAAUGGAGCGAAAGUACUUUCAAGCGCGGUAUUAUCGCCAGCACUGCACGUUUCGAAAUGGCGCCUAUAUCAAGGACCUGA